Exophiala dermatitidis NIH/UT8656 is the source of this 1272-nucleotide messenger RNA. Its product is annotated as acetate kinase. Bases 1 to 1272 code for a protein of 423 amino acids. Gene Ontology annotation, biological process: phosphorylation; acetate metabolic process. The transcript is spliced from 3 exons. The record is from RefSeq and is a predicted model, not a curated record. Gene Ontology annotation, molecular function: acetate kinase activity. Lineage: Eukaryota; Fungi; Ascomycota; Eurotiomycetes; Chaetothyriales; Herpotrichiellaceae.
AUGGGCAUCAUUAUCCUCUCCAUCAACGCCGGCAGUUCGUCGCUCAAGACAACCCUGUUCAUCGAGGAAGACGACGCUGCCGGCAACAAGACCCUGCGACGGUUGGCCAGCGCCGAGAUAUCCGCCAUCAAUCAGCCUCCAGCCAAAUACAAGUACAAGCGAGGCUCUUACAAAACCAACGACGAGAUCGACCAGAUCCAUGACCACAUCGGCGCCUUUGAGCAUGCUCUCAAUGCUUUCGUCUCGGACAAGGAGAUUCCCGAGGUCACCAAGAAGGAAGAUAUCCUCUAUGCCUGCCACCGGGUUGUACAGGGAGGGCGGUUCCGAGAAGACCAGCUACUCACGAAAGAGACGUUCGACAUAAUCAACAAGCUGUCGGAUCUGGCACCAUUACAUAAUGCUUCCGCGGUAGCCCUCAUGCUCGCCUGCCACCGGCAUCUUCCCAAGGUCAUCAACGUUGCCUGUUUCGACUCGGGUUUCCACCAGAGCAUGCCCGAUUAUGUGAAGUGCUAUGCGAUCGACCAACAGAUUGCUCAAGAGAAGGGACUUCGCAAAUAUGGCUUUCACGGCCUCAGUUACCAGUACAUGACAAGACGGAUAGCCAGGCAUCUGGGGAAGCCUGAGUCCGAGCUCAACAUGAUCGCUCUGCAUCUUGGGAGCGGCGCUUCAGCCUGCGCCAUCAAGAAUGGACAGUCAGUUGAUACGACGAUGGGCCUGACGCCGGUGUCAGGUCUGCCAGGCGGGACUAGGAGCGGCGACAUCGACCCCAGCUUGGUCUUCCACUACACGUCUGAAGCGAGUGCACUCAGCCCGAACAGUACCAAAGACCUCCACAUCUCGACGGCCGAAGAAAUUUUGAACAAGCAGUCUGGCUGGAAGGCACUGACGGGAACCACUGAUUUCUCCAAAAUCGCCGAUCCGAACGCCCCAGACACACACAAGCUCGCCUUCAACAUCUUUGUGGAUCGCCUUGUCGGCUAUAUCGGCAACUACUUCGUCAAAUUGGAAGGCAAGGUCGACGCGUUGGUGUUUGCCGGCGGUAUCGGCGAGAAAAGUGCUUAUUUGCGCGAGGUGGUGACCCAGAAAGUGGCUUGUCUGGGCUUUACGCUCGACAAGGACAAGAACAAAAACGCAGCCGAAGGGGGUGACGUUGUUGAAAUUGGGGCCAGCGACAAAGUGCGGACAAUUGUCUGCGAGACUGAUGAAGACUACGAGAUGGCCUGGAAUACCGCCAUGCAUCCACAACGAGAGACGACUCCGACGAACUGGUAA